Messenger RNA from Penicillium subrubescens, 1494 nucleotides. RefSeq names its product cation efflux family protein family. The transcript is spliced from 2 exons. Gene Ontology annotation, biological process: transmembrane transport; zinc ion transport; intracellular zinc ion homeostasis. The record is from RefSeq and is a predicted model, not a curated record. Gene Ontology annotation, cellular component: membrane; Golgi apparatus. Lineage: Eukaryota; Fungi; Ascomycota; Eurotiomycetes; Eurotiales; Aspergillaceae. Gene Ontology annotation, molecular function: zinc ion transmembrane transporter activity. The coding region runs from base 22 to 1434 and encodes 470 amino acids.
UUCUGCUCGGUGGAAGUGUGUAUGUGCAAGGCCAUCGCAAUGGCUUCGAAUAUUCCUCUUCCUAUUCCCCCGCGUACCCCAACACCGCCAUCGGAUGAAGUGACAGAUCAUUAUGCGGCGCAAAUCAACUCAGGAGUCGCGGUUGAUCGCGACGCUUUGUCGCCACUUCGAGAUACGUUUCCCAGGAGCGUAUCGCUUGACCCAGGCAACGGGGAUCGUCUUAGUCCAACCAAAUCUUCAUUCAAUUUGAGCCCUGGACCUGCAGAUUCCACGACUGUACAGAAUGGCUCGAGUGACUCGACCGCCGCGGGACCGUUCAAUUUCAAUACAACCGUUAUGGCAAAAGGUCCAGUGGUUAAAUCGAACAUUGGACAGCGUCGUGGCCACAAAUACAAGCACAGUAGUAUCUCACACCAAAUAUUCCUCGAACCUCCCCCACGGGCGCCCUUAGCUUUACCAAACUCUUUGCCAAUUCCAACAUUGAAAGAAUGCCGUGCUAGUAUGUCAAGGGAUCAGAAGACACGCUUUUGGUGGAGCGUUUGCCAUAUGUUCGUGGCGGCAUAUACACUUUGGACCGCGCAUGGGUCGCUGGCCAUGACGGCAUUGUCCCAUUUGAUACUCUUCGACUCACUUGGAGCUCUUCUUUGUGUGGCUGUAGAUGUCCUUGGGAACUUUGAAGUGUGGAAGCGAUCUAGUAUCCGCCACCCAUUUGGCCUGGAGCGAGCCGAGGUCCUUGCUGGCUUUGCGAUGUGCGUCCUGCUCCUGUUCAUGGGGUUGGACUUGAUAUCCCAUAAUUUGCAGCAUUUCCUUGAGAAAUCUGGUCACGAACCCCAUCAUUCUCAUGACCAUGACCGGGUAUCUGUGGGAAGUGUCGAUGUGACAGCCGUUCUGGCCAUUUCCUCGACGCUGGUGUCUGCAAUUGGUCUCAAGAAUCAUGCACGAAUCGGAAAGGCCAUGCGUUUUGGCUACAUUGAGUCUCUUCCAUCAGUCUUGAGCAACCCAUCUCAUUUCCUAACUCUCUCAUGCUCUGCUCUCUUGCUUUUGCUGCCAUUGGUCUCGAUUCGAAUCUACGAUUGGCUUGACAAGCUCCUCUCCGGCACCAUUGCUAUUUCCAUGUGCGUUCUCGGCGUGCGCUUGGUGAAAACUCUAGGCUCUAUGCUGCUGAUGUCCUACUCGGGUCAAGGAGUGACAGAGGUCAUCAAGGACAUCGAAGCAGACCCGGCUGUCUUUGGUGUUGAUGACGCCCGCUUCUGGCAGGUCCAUUACGGGCUUUGCAUGGCCAAUCUGAAAGUCCGCGUUGGUGGAACCGAGGAUACACUAUCUCGAUUGAGAGAGAAGAUCUCUAGCUUGAUUCGAAACCGACUCGGUGGGGGUUAUGGCACCGGUGGCCAGAAAUGGGAGGUUUCCCUCCAAUUCACUAUUGAAAAGCCCUAGCUUGCCAUCUGGUGGAAGAUAUAUGUGCAACCUGUGCAAUUACUACUAGAAAUAUACCCU